AUGGAAGAACUUACGGCGUUCGUCUCCAAGUCUUUUGACCAGAAAGUGAAGGAGAAGAAAGAAGCGAUCACAUACCGGGAGGUGCUGGAGAGCGGGCCGCUGCGCGGGGCCAAGGAAGCUCCCGGCUGCGCUGAGCCGGGCCGCGACGACCGCAGCAGCCCAGCAGUCCGGGCGGCCGGCGGAGGCGGUGGCGGCGGAGGAGGAGGCGGAGGCGGAGGCGGAGGAGGCGGAGGAGGUGUAGGAGGAGGAGGAGCAGGCGGAGGAGCAGGAGGAGGGCGCUCUCCCGUCCGGGAACUGGACAUGGGCGCCGCGGAGAGAAGCAGGGAGCCGGGCAGCCCACGGCUCACCGAGGGUAACGGCCCAACCCCCGGCAUGCUAAAAUCUGUGCUGUUUCUUCUCCCAGAUGGUGCCUUUAGGUUCCUUUUUUGGGAUUUUUUGUCCCCGGAGCUGAAGGAUCGAAAAGAGGAUGCGAAAGGGAUGGAGGACGAAGGUCAGACUAAAAUCAAGCAGAGGCGAAGUCGUACCAAUUUCACCCUGGAACAACUCAAUGAAUUGGAGAGGCUGUUUGACGAGACCCACUACCCUGACGCCUUCAUGCGCGAGGAGCUGAGCCAGCGACUGGGCCUGUCCGAGGCUCGAGUGCAGGUUUGGUUUCAAAAUCGAAGAGCUAAAUGUAGGAAACAAGAAAACCAACUCCAUAAAGGUGUUCUCAUAGGGGCUGCCAGCCAGUUUGAAGCUUGUAGAGUCGCACCCUAUGUCAAUGUAGGCGCUUUAAGGAUGCCAUUUCAACAGGAUAGUCAUUGCAACGUGACGCCCUUGUCCUUUCAGGUUCAGGCGCAGCUGCAGCUGGACAGCGCCGUGGCGCACGCGCACCACCACCUGCACCCGCACCUGGCCGCGCACGCGCCCUACAUGAUGUUCCCGGCGCCGCCCUUCGGACUGCCGCUCGCCACGUUGGCGGCCGAUUCGGCCUCUGCAGCUUCGGUGGUAGCUGCAGCCGCUGCCGCAAAGACCACCAGCAAGAAUUCCAGCAUCGCCGAUCUUAGACUGAAAGCCAAAAAGCACGCGGCCGCCCUGGGCCUGUGA
Chrysochloris asiatica (Cape golden mole) is the source of this 1086-nucleotide messenger RNA. It is a transcript of the gene SHOX2, whose product is annotated as short stature homeobox 2. Gene Ontology annotation, biological process: regulation of transcription by RNA polymerase II. The transcript is spliced from 6 exons. NCBI's taxonomy places the organism in Eukaryota, Metazoa, Chordata, Mammalia, Afrosoricida, Chrysochloridae. The coding region runs from base 1 to 1086 and encodes 361 amino acids. Gene Ontology annotation, cellular component: nucleus. The record is from RefSeq and is a predicted model, not a curated record. Gene Ontology annotation, molecular function: DNA-binding transcription factor activity, RNA polymerase II-specific; sequence-specific double-stranded DNA binding.